AGCUGAAGAGGAGGCGCGCGCGCUUUGUAGCUUAACGACUAGAAAAAUAAAGUUGGGCAAAAAUUAAUGAAUUAAAAUAAAUAUUUAUUUGUUUGGACGCAUGGAAAAGAGCGUCUUCGAGGCUGUGAGGAAUCAGGACGAGUCAGAGCUCAAUCCUGAGGAACACUGAGGAAUUUCAUUCAAAACUAAAGACGAAAAAAAACACCAAAAGACAAAUUCAGUAAAUUAUUUAAAUCCAGAAAUCUCAGGAUCACCAGGCUCUUCAUUCUCUCAGCGUGUCACAUUUUCUGACGUCUCCCUGCGCAUGCAAAUGGCGUGUUGUCUGAAGGAUGAGCUCCUGUGUUCCAUCUGCCUGAGCAUUUACCAAGACCCGGUGAGUUUCGGCUGCGAGCACUACUUCUGCCGUAAGUGCAUCACGGAGCACUGGAGCAGGCAGGAGCACCACGGCACGCGCGACUGCCCCGAGUGCAGGAGGACCUUCACUGACCCGUUGCUCUCGCCCAGCCUCAAGCUCUCCAACAUCGUGGAGAGGUACUCUGCCUUCCCGCUUGACGCCAUCCUCAACGCCCAGAGGAACACGUACCCGUGUAAGGACCACGAGAAGGUCAAGCUGUUCUGCCUCAGCGACAAGAGCCUGGUGUGCUUCUUUUGCGAUGAGCCUGCUUUACACGAGCAGCACCAGGUCACCACCAUCGACGAGGCUUAUGAGGAAAUACAGAGGGAGAUGAAAGAACAGCUGAUGGCUCUGCAGGACAGCGAGAGAGGACACACAGAGGCUUUACAACUGCUGCAGAGGCAGCUAACCGAGACCAAGUCCUCCGCUAAAAGCCUGCGAGCCACGAUCGGCGAGGCGUUCGAGCGUCUGCACCGUUUCCUGCGCGAGAGGCAGAAGAGCAUGCUGGAGGAAUUGGAGGCCGACACGGCUCGCACCUUGUCCGACAUCGAACACAAGAUCCAGCGCUACAGCCAGCAGCUCCGUGACGUCAAGGAGGGCAUCCAGAUCCUGCAGGAGAAGCUGAACGAAACCGGACGCCACGAGUUUCUGGAAGGGGUGGCGCUCACGGCCGAAAGAAUAAAGGGCAAAAUACACGAAACCAACCUUACCUAUGAAGAUUUUCCGACGUCUAAAUACAUGGGUCCGUUACAGUACACAAUCUGGAAGUCUCUAUUCCAGGAUAUCUCUCCAGUGCCUGCCGCUUUGACACUGGACCCGUUGACGGCCCACCAGAGGCUGAUCCUGUCUGACGACUGCACCAUCGUGGCGUACGGGAACCUGCACCCGCAGCCUCUGCAGGACUCACCGCGCCGCUUCGACGUGGAGGUGUCCGUGCUGGGGGCCGAGGGCUUCUGCUCAGGUGUGCACUACUGGGAGGUGAUGGUCUCUGAGAAGACCCAGUGGAUGAUCGGCGUGGCCAACGAGACGGUCAGCCGCAAGGGCAGCAUCCAGAUCAGCCCGAGCCGCGGCUUCUACUGCAUCGUCAUGCACGACGGCAACCAGUACAGCGCCUGCACCGAGCCCUGGACCCGCCUCAACGUCAAAAGCAAGCUGGAGAAAGUGGGUGUGUACCUAGACUACCCCAAAGGCCUGCUGGUCUUCUACAAUGCUGAAGACAUGUCCUGGCUCUACACGUACCGGGAGAAGUUCUCUGCCAAGCUGUUCCCGUACUUCAGUCCUGGUCAGAGUCACGCUAACGGAAAGAACGUGCAGCCGUUACGGAUCAACACCGUGCGACUAUAGGCUGCUUUUCUGAUUCACGCGUCAGUCUUCAAAAGACCAGUAGUGUUUUGGGGUGGGUGGGGUAUUUUUUUGUGUGUGGUUUUUUUUUUUUUUUUUUUCUCUUCCUUUUUUUUGUGUUCUGGGUGCAUUUUUAAGUUCUGACUCAAAAUGUCAGACGUGCUUUACAGCACCGUGACCUCCCGAAUAUUUUUUAGUUCUAGCAUUCAACAAAAUGGUGAUGGAAAUUCUGGCACAUUUUCUGAUGCGACAUUUCCUCUGUGGGCUUUUUGUACAUUCAGUGUUUCUGGUCAUUUGUAAUCAUGCCGUGGCUUUCUCUCGCUCUCCCAGCUGCUACACACACACACACACACACACACACACACACACACACACACAAUGCUCCAACUCACAUCCUGUCAACCUCCAGAGACCAAGUGCUCACACUCGGCACUCUUCUGCUCAGAGAUGGAGGAGAGAGAGAGAGAGCUUCUGUUGUAUUGCAGCUCAAGAUGUGAAGACAUGUCGCUUUUUAUUCCUCAUGUGGUCAGCUUUGGCAUGUUCUGUGGAAUGUCCAGUACUGUAUACCACUGUCCUAUUCUUUUUUUUUUUUUUUUUUUGGAGCACAUAUUCUGUCUUGUGCAUUUCCAGGUGAUUUGUGUGUUUGUUUUUUUUUAAAAUAAGGCUUUUAUUCUUUUCCGUUGAGAAUAAACAAGAACGGCGCGUCCUCUGCUGCCCAGGUGACACUUAUCCACGGCAGACAUCCUUGCAGUCGAUCAGCAGUAAUUGCAGCGCGCGUGUGUGUGUUGAGACGACUCUGUCCCUGACACUUCUGUUUCAUGUCCUGUUUGUGAUCCAGGACACUGCAGGAAGAACGAACUUGCGUCACUUGUCUGUUAUGUAAGGAAUAGAAUCCAGCAGAGUUCCUGUUACCCUGCAGGAGUGGAGCGUUCUGGUGUAACGGCACGGCCUGAGGGUUUUUUUUUUUAUUCCUUUUAUACCACAACCAGAGAUUAUAGUUCAGGAACGAUGCAGAACAUGUUUAAUGUUGUGGGACAUCCGCGAAUCAGGUUCUCACUUGCAUUAUAGUGAUCCUUCCUUCACCAGCAUCUUGGUUCUUCAGAUAUUUAAAAAAAAAAACACACAAUGUAGUUUGUCAAUUAUUUUUUUUAAGCUAUACUGCAAUUUAUUAGCUUGAGACUUUGUGCACAACUUCCUCCAUGCAAGUCUCUGUGAAUGAGCUGUUACUAUAGAAACGAUAAUGAUUACAACAGUGCAGUUUUAUGUUAAAUUCAUUCAGAAUUAAAAGAAUCCAACGAGGCUGUGAUAUAAAACGCUGUCGUCAAACGUACUGCAGGUGACCGAGUGACUCGAUGCUCUUCUUGUCCCGUUCACUUUUUUUUAUUUAUUUAUUUAUUUUACUUAUGUUCAUUUCUGACAUUCCUUUAUUCCAAGUCACGCUGUUGUCCCUCUGGAUGUCUCACUGGGACGUGUGUGUGAGAGAGAGAGACAGAAAACAAGCAAGGGCUGUUACUGCGUCGGACCAUCUGUCAACUCGAGCACGUUUCACGAGGCAGAAACGGUGCAAGGCAGUGGCUAGAUGAUUUUUUUUUUCCCCCCCUUCCUCCCGCCCCAAAAUUCAAACUCAGUCCAUUCCAUGUAUAUUAAAAACAAAACCACAAGGGCCAAACAUUUUGAGUUAGUUUUUCUUGUAAAUAGUUAAUGGGGUUUUGUUUAAACUUCCCCCUGUUCAGUGAGGGCAGGUGAGGUGAGAUCAACCCCCUCAUGGGUUCUACUGUUAGUCUUACAUGAAAAUACUGCACAAUUCUUUGUAAAGAACACUACGCCUGUUCAUGAACGCACUUUGCUCCUCGUUCAUUUGCCCUGAAGGGAUGUUGCCACUAACGCAGUAUAAACGCUCAUUGCGACGAUAUUCUCUACGGCCUAAUUAUAAAACGUGUCUUCUUUCAUGCUGAUGCUUCAGGGAGCCUUGAAAAUUUUCUCUGUAGUUGUGGCUUUAUUCCCAUGUCAGCAAUAAACCCUUCAGCAAGGUAGGAAACCAUGUACUGGACAAAAUGUUGAUCAUGUUACUUUAAAAAUGAAUGAAUGUGUCAUGCAACUCAUGAUGCCCUGGUAUAAAAUUCACAAAUUAGAGUUAAAUAUUUGCUCCCUGGUUAAGCCUCUUCCACCGGCUGUGUAAUUUAAUUUAAAGGGAUGACGAUAUUUAUGGUUCUUCCGUAUGAUUUCUGACCCCUUUUGCAACAGUGAUGUGGGAAUGACCUGAGAAUUACUUCGUUUGUGGGGUGUCGUCCCCCCUCAGAUACGGCACCUUAUAAUUUUAUAACUGUAUAGCUGAUUCACUGGAAGGGAAAGGACUUGGCAAGUGAAAGAUGCAGUUUCACUUUCGACUUUAUCUCAGCGACCGUUGACCUGUGAAUGCAGACGUCACCAUUUUGUGAGCCAACGGAAAGCAAGAAGGCAGGACUAUGGGCAAUUUGGUCAUCAACGUGCUCUAGGUUGUGAUUUUUUUUUUUCUUUAGGAUUUUUUUGAACGAUGUUGGCAGGUCUACUUUGACUUUAAAGUAAAAAUCUUAUGUAGUUGAAAUAAGCAAUAUACAGUGGUGCUUGAAAGUUUGUGAACCCUUUAGAAUUUUCUAUAUUUCUGCAUUAAUAUGACCUCAUACAAUAUCAGAUUUUCACACAAGUCCUAAA
This is a messenger RNA of Neoarius graeffei (lesser salmon catfish), 4426 nucleotides long. It is a transcript of the gene trim62.1, whose product is annotated as tripartite motif containing 62, tandem duplicate 1. The coding region runs from base 305 to 1738 and encodes 477 amino acids. Gene Ontology annotation, molecular function: protein binding; zinc ion binding. Lineage: Eukaryota; Metazoa; Chordata; Actinopteri; Siluriformes; Ariidae. The transcript has 6 exons. Gene Ontology annotation, biological process: innate immune response; positive regulation of canonical NF-kappaB signal transduction. The record is from RefSeq and is a predicted model, not a curated record.